Spinacia oleracea (spinach) is the source of this 968-nucleotide messenger RNA. RefSeq lists its product as uncharacterized. The record is from RefSeq and is a predicted model, not a curated record. Bases 501 to 968 code for a protein of 155 amino acids. Lineage: Eukaryota; Viridiplantae; Streptophyta; Magnoliopsida; Caryophyllales; Amaranthaceae. The transcript has 2 exons.
ACUUUUUUUCCUAAAAUACCCUUAUAUUUCAAUCUAAUAACCAAAAAACCUAAAGAAUCUACCCAUAUUCCCACCUAAUUUUCCCCACCCAUAAUAUUUUAUUCAUUUAACCCACCCACCUCCCUUAUUAAAUUAAUAAAACCCUAACGUCACUCUCACCUCUCUCUCCUUAUAACCCGUCCCUCUCACCCUCUCUCUCCUCAUUCUCUUCGGAUCCCUCUCUCCUCCUGUCUCCCUCUCUCUCCUCAAGAAAUCUCCCUGUUUCUCUAAAAACCCUAACCUUCUCCGCCCCUGUUCUUCGUUUUUUUUGGUGAGAUCUCUCAGAUCUUUGGGGUUUUCGCUCAAAAUUGUUCUCAAACUUUAACCGGAACGACAUUCCGGUGAGAUCCCCUCUAGUUUUGUCCCCUUUGUCGUCCCAAAUCCCGGUUGGUAAUCGAUUCUCUGGUGAAAUUUUUUUGGGGAUAAAAUCGGAGUUUUAUUAGGGUUUUAUUAAUUUCUUAAUGGGAUCCUCUUCCUCCAAAUAUCUUCCGACUUAUUCGGUUGGUACUUCUGGGCAACGAAUUCCUGACUCAAACUGUGAUUGGGGCUCGAAAUGCAUUUGUCCCAACAACGAGCACUCGUAUUCUGGCGAGUAUCUGAAUAAUUUGAGGUUGGCCCAGAAGGAGAACACGAGUACCCAAAAUUAUCUCAAAGCUUGGUUUGAGAAAAUGGAAGUGGAGCCUGGUGAAGAGGUGGAGUCCAAAUACGACGAUCGAGUCCCCACACCAGCAGAUCUGAGAUUCUUUGGAGGAGACGAAUCUGAUGAGGAACCCAAUCACUCUGAUUCAUUCGACCUAUACUAUGUGGGUGAGUGUGAGAACACAACUGCUGGUCCAGAGGUUUCUGAUGGGCAAUGUUCGGUUUCGUCCCCAAACGUGAAGGAAGAUGAAAUAAAAAAAAAGCCACCUAAGGGCGUUGAUGAUGCUUAG